AUGCAGUUUAUGUUGCUUUUUAGCCGUCAGGGGAAGCUUCGGCUUCAGAAAUGGUAUGUGCCGCUGUCAGACAAAGAGAAGAAAAAGAUCACAAGAGAACUUGUGCAAACCGUCUUAGCGCGGAAGCCGAAGAUGUGCAGCUUUCUGGAGUGGCGCGAUCUGAAGAUUGUUUACAAGAGAUACGCUAGUCUGUAUUUUUGCUGUGCUAUUGAGGAUCAAGACAAUGAGCUAAUUACCCUGGAAAUAAUUCAUCGUUACGUGGAACUACUUGACAAGUAUUUUGGCAGUGUGUGUGAGCUUGAUAUCAUCUUUAAUUUCGAGAAGGCCUAUUUUAUUUUGGAUGAGUUUCUUUUGGGAGGGGAAGUGCAGGAAACAUCUAAGAAAAACGUCCUUAAGGCCAUCGAGCAGGCCGAUCUGCUGCAGGAGGAAGCCGAAACCCCACGUAGUGUUCUUGAAGAGAUUGGACUGACAUAA
This is a messenger RNA of Pipistrellus nathusii (Nathusius's pipistrelle), 474 nucleotides long. The record is from the annotation of a GenBank genome assembly. NCBI's taxonomy places the organism in Eukaryota, Metazoa, Chordata, Mammalia, Chiroptera, Vespertilionidae.